Drosophila willistoni is the source of this 348-nucleotide messenger RNA. RefSeq names its product histidine-rich glycoprotein. NCBI's taxonomy places the organism in Eukaryota, Metazoa, Arthropoda, Insecta, Diptera, Drosophilidae. The coding region runs from base 1 to 348 and encodes 115 amino acids. The transcript has 3 exons. The record is from RefSeq and is a predicted model, not a curated record.
AUGCAUUUUCCCCGUGGAGCAUUAAGCUUGCUGUUUAUCACUUGCAUGAUGUUUGCACUGACAAACGGCCAUCCAUCAAAGGACAAGCUAAAGAUACGGAUUCAUGUGCCAGUGAAACAUCACACACAUGUCCAUACGAAAACGGUCAUUAAGAAAGUGCCACUACCCAUACCCGUGCCGGUCAAGGAGCAUCAUCAUGAGCCGAAAAAGCAUCAUAGCAGUCGCAGUAGCAGCCAUCAUCAUCAUCAUCAGCACCAUAAUCAUCCGGAGGAUGAGCUUGAUGACGAUUUCGAGGGUUACGAGUAUCCCAUCAAGGCUAAAAGACGUACGCGGCAUCCCUUUGUCUGA